GCCCUGCCUGGAUCUCUAUAUAACUGCUCUUGGACGACACUUUCCUCAGCUCUCGGAUCAAAAGACACCCAUCCAUAUCAUCAGUCUCGACUCUCCAGGUCGAGAAACGCCUGCUUGCCCACAGCACGAGAGGAGAGUCUGAAGGCCUUCGUAUUUCCUUAAGCAGUCACGCUGCAAUCCUCGUCAGACAUCAACCAUCGUCCAUUGUCUACCAUCCCAUCAAGCGACCACUCUCUCCUCCAACCUGAGAGUUGACUGUACAAUGAGUGGCCGACAAGGUUGCGUCCCGUUGCUGGCGCCUGAGGGUGGCGAGUACGAAUACGCGGGCUACAGCUACGAGUACUCGGGCGAGUACACGGGCGAGCACGCGGCCGGCGGAAACUCUGGAGGCCAGGGCACCUCGGGAGGCGGCGGCAAGGACGACAAGCCCAAGCGCAGCAAGAGCAAGAAGAAGAAGGAGGUCAAGCCGCCCCCGGGCAAGAGCCGUAGCGGGUACAACUAGGCAGCGUCCCCUCCAGCACCCGUCAUUUUCCUCUCUCAUGGAGAAAGCGACGCUUUCCCGCCAAUUCUUUUGUCUCCCUUUCCUGCCCUCCAAAUGACCACGUCUUCCUGUCACGAUUCUUGUUUUUUUUUUCAUUAUCCUAUUCUAUUCUACACUCUCCUUCGUACCGUCCUUACCAAUGUGUAUAAACCGGUCCUGUUUUUCUC
This is a messenger RNA of Gaeumannomyces tritici R3-111a-1, 708 nucleotides long. RefSeq lists its product as hypothetical. Bases 263 to 502 code for a protein of 79 amino acids. The record is from RefSeq and is a predicted model, not a curated record. The transcript has a single exon. NCBI's taxonomy places the organism in Eukaryota, Fungi, Ascomycota, Sordariomycetes, Magnaporthales, Magnaporthaceae.